Messenger RNA from Dichomitus squalens LYAD-421 SS1, 789 nucleotides. RefSeq lists its product as uncharacterized. The transcript has 3 exons. The coding region runs from base 1 to 789 and encodes 262 amino acids. The record is from RefSeq and is a predicted model, not a curated record. NCBI's taxonomy places the organism in Eukaryota, Fungi, Basidiomycota, Agaricomycetes, Polyporales, Polyporaceae.
AUGCCACUCCUUCGCCAGGCCAGAGCAUCGCACUCGCUCUCUGCUGCUUGUCGUUCCCUUCCCAAAUGCCGCUGUAACUCGUCACUGGCCACCCAACCACGUCAUGAGCCGGAACACUCGGAUUCUGCGCCGGUCGCGGGCCCAAGCAACGCGAACGCGUCCAGCAGCUCAUCCAGCGCGCAGCGGAAGCUCGCUCCUUCCGUCUCUCAGGAAACAAGCGUAGUAGAGCCAUUCUCGCGCGUCCAAACCUACUUGGCCACCAUCAAUGCUUCAGGCAUCGAGCCAACGCGUUUUGACCUUGAUCGGUAUCAGCCGGAACGUCCUCAUGUUUAUUCGCCCAAGUAUGCCGAGGUCUACAACGCCACCCUCAACACUUUGAUGAGGUCCUUCACGAAGGAGCAGUUGCGGAAGUUUCUCGUGCAAGAGCUGGGCACGAGCAGGCAUUGCUCGACUAGUCGCAAGAAGGCAGACUAUGCGGAGUCUAUCAUGGAGCAGCUCUGGAAGUGGCCCAAGCUGGCCGACGUGGAGCAAGCGAAGCGGGAUAAAACGGAGGUCGUCACUAACGAGCUGCCCGUCACGGUUAGCCAGCUUUUCCUGAUCCUGGGCAAGGAUGGGAUGGACCUGAAGCGCAUGUCACAAGACUUCGAUGUGCACAUUUCGCUGAAACGCCGAGGCAAGCUGUUAGCUUUGCGAGCAGAGGGCACGCGGAGCGGCGUGCGAGAGCUCUUCGAGCAUAUUGCUGUCAUUGGCCGAGUACGCUCUAUCAUUAUGUUUUCUGCUCGUAGCUGA